AUGGCUACUCCGGCUGCGCUACCACCACUGCCGUUCAACCCGUCCCGGGUUCGGUCAUAUCUUGUGCGGCUACCGUUAUUUACGCGAUUGGUGCUUUUGGUGAUUCUGGCAUUCUGGUUGCUCGAGUUUCAGACGAUCUGGAGCGUGGUGGAAUGGGGAUCCCUCACCCCAGACCUGAUUAACCUGGGAACCAUGUAUCGCCUGAACACUUUCCCUAUCAUCCACACUGGGUUCUUUCACGCCGCAUUGAAUGCUCUGGCAUUGACUCCUCUCUUGGAACGUUUCGAGGCGGAGCAUGGUACCCUCACGUCCAUCGCGCUGUUUGUCGGACCGCUUUCCACCUUCCCGGCCGGUCUUUAUCUCCUGUUUGAGAAAGUCAUCUUGCACAGAAAUACGCCCGUGGUUGGCGCCAGUGUCUGGGUCUUUUUGCUUCUGGGCUCCGAGGCCAUUCGGACAUACAAGACAAACCCUCACUUUAGCCUCGGACCUUACAAGAUUCCCACCUGGACCUCGCCCUUGCUUGCCUGCGUUGUUCUUUCGAUCCUGGUUUCUAACGUGAGCUUCCUCGGCCACAUGUGCGCCAUUGCUGUGGGCUACCUCUUCGGACUCGGGUAUCUCAAGAUUUUUGUGCCUCCGGAGAAGGUCCUCCGCUGGAUCGAGGGCAAGCUCAACCUCCUAGGCCGCCUGCCUCACUAUGUUUCUGUGGAUCAGAAGACCUUCGGACGGUAUGGAGUUCUGCCCACUUCAAAUGCGGCUGCCAACGCCAACGGGACACCCAUGAGCUAUAUGAGCACCAACCAACGGUUGGGCGCGUGA
This is a messenger RNA of Penicillium atrosanguineum, 816 nucleotides long. It is a transcript of the gene rbd2, whose product is annotated as rhomboid protease family protein RBD2. Gene Ontology annotation, molecular function: serine-type endopeptidase activity. Lineage: Eukaryota; Fungi; Ascomycota; Eurotiomycetes; Eurotiales; Aspergillaceae. The coding region runs from base 1 to 816 and encodes 271 amino acids. The transcript is spliced from 6 exons. The record is from RefSeq and is a predicted model, not a curated record. Gene Ontology annotation, cellular component: membrane.